UCACCUCAUCCGCACAAUAGUUGUCCCAUCGCAAAUAUCAUCUUCGCCAAAGCUAACCCACGAAAUCACACUUACACUGCGUUGCGAAUCAUUUCCAGGAGUGCAAAGUGCUGCACCACGUUGCUUCCUUGGAGAUUCUGUAAACGCUUUGUUAACCGACGCGACUGGGAAACGCCCAAAAAUCAGCAACACAUCUACGACCGCGGGAAAAGAUUGUUGCUGCCUUUCAUCUAGAGCGUUGAGGGGAAAGGAAGACGGUGGUCAAGAGGAAAUCGAAUAACUGCUUGGACCUGCAAUCGCUACCGACAUUGCUGUCUGCAUAAGCAAAAUCCACGGUUGCAAGUUCAGAAGCGUCAGGCCCAGAAACAGGUUGGAAUCGUCACAGACAAUAGGAUCUCGGCGGCGAAGGGCCGCCCUUCCAGCAGUGGUCCACCAUGGGGAAGAUAUUGAAGGCUGCUGGUGAACGACACGAAGCAACCUUGUCGCCGUUCGUGAAAGAAUUCACAAAGACCGCGAUAUCACUACCGACACGAGAAUUGCAGAAGCACCUGAACAGCUUUCCAUCGCUAUGGCCGUUCCCUCGGGGAGAUCUCUAUCACUGGAUCACCGUUUUGAACCGGUUUGAUACAAUCCUCGAGCGCUUCAACAACUGCUAUGGCUUGAACAAAGGUCCACAACGAGUGCCUUUUGGCACUGGAUCGGUUAUCGAAGAAGCGCGGACGCAAGAGAAGACAAGCUCAAAUGCAGCGAACGAACAGGCCGAGAGUAUUGAAGACAUUGACGUCGAGCUUGUGAAAUCGAUCUUGAGGUUCACAAUUCUGUUGUUGUCGAAUUGUGGCAACAGAAGUUUGUACGCGAGCAGCGACCGCCUGAACGACCUGCUGAACACGACCGACCUUACCCUCCUGCAGCUUACUCUCAAGCUCAGUCUCCUCCUCGCCAAACGAUACUAUUCUUCAAAACAGCGUAUGUCAGCGGUUGGUGGGACUGUCCCUCUUUCACAGCAUUACAACAUCAACGUUGAACGUGUUCGGAAGCUUGCUGCUCCCUUUCCGUCUCCUGCACCGCCGAAUCGACAGCCAGAUACCCCUUCAGCUUCUGCAAAGGGCAAGGACAAAAGGUUGUCGCGGUCAAGCAGGGCCUCGUUGACAACCAAUCCCGAGUCGAAAUUGAACGGGUCUGAUAUUGUUGCCAUUGUGAAAAAUGACGGACCUCAGUCACUAUGGAAGCAAUGGGCAGACGUUAAGUUCACCUUCUAUCCGGACAAGGCGUGGAUGAGUGAGUACAGCACAAGGACUAAAGACACUUUGCCCGAGACUCCCACGAUCAGACGCACAACAACUACACCAAUCGCGCGCUCUUCGAAUGAACGCGAUGUAAUCACUCACCGACGGAGAAGCUGGGGAGAUGAUCCUGACAAUAAGGCUAUGCGAGUCGCGAUCGACAUCGAGUUACCCUCGAGCUAUAUCACAAGUCAUAGCGUCGAAGACGCCGUGCAGACAAACAUUGAGAGUCAUAAUUUACCAGACUCCUCGUGCUUUGAAUUUCUUCAUAGGCUCCGGAUUGCGAAGGCUCUUGUUGGUGGUCGGGAUGACCGGCUGACAUUAGUUGGUAUUCGACUAUUGGCCAUAGCCAACCUCGCUUAUAUUGAGUCUGAACCAACGUUUUAUUCCGAGUUUGCACGAGCUGACUCUGAGCAACCUCGUCAGCUUCAAGUUGCUUUUCAGCUGGCAGAACUUGUCCAGCCUGCCUCAGAUGAAUCAAGUACGCAGGUACCUUUGGAGCUGCAGAUUAUCGCUGUCUUGACAAUGGACGCCUUGACACAUCAGAAGUUCAGAGCUAACGACGUCUACUCGGCUCUAAAUGCUAAUGUUAACCAUGGAAUUCUCUUCUACAUGGUUCGAAAGUCUGUAGACCAGCUCCGCAAGGAAGAGUCCACGCCAAAUCUUGUUGAAGAGGAGUGGCGAGAGGCAUUAUUUGCUCUGCUAUCGAGCCUACCGACAGUUAUGCCACGUGCGGGCGAUCUCAUGAUGUCCGCAGGCUUGUUAGAGAUUCUUCUGGAGAUCUUGAGCCUACGGACGAAGCAAGCUGAAAGGACGCAUUGGAAAGCGCUAACAUUUCUCGACACCUUCGUCUACUCUGUUCGAGACGGAUAUCAGACAUUUGCUAAUGCAAAGGGUCUUGAUAUCGUGAAAGAUUUGACAGCUUUUAUCGUUUCAAGCUCAUUUGAGCAUGUCGAAGCUGGCCAUGGAAUACCAGAAGAAUAUCGAGCACCUAUCACCGACUAUCGGAUACCUUUUUUUGAGCAGUCAACUCUACGCUGGCUCUUCAAAUUCAUCAACCAUCUUAUGGCCCACAAUAAUGCCAAUUUUGGCCGACAGAUGCGUAAUCUGAUUGAUUCGCCGGAAAUGUUGGAAAGCCUUCGCAAAGUCAUGAGCCAUGCGAAUAUAUAUGGAUCCAAUGUUUGGGCAGGGGCAGUUUCAAUUUGGACUACUUUUAUCAAUAACGAGCCAACUAGCUUCUCAGUAAUCGCAGAGUCGAAGCUUGGGGAAUGCUUCUUGGAAGCCCUGAUGGAUCCACCCCAACACGAUGGGCUCAGGGAAUCAGGAGUGGACUUCGGUUUGCUCCCAGUAAGCGAAGCUAUAAAUGCGGUACCACAAGCGUUCCAGGCUCUCUGUCUGAAUGAAGCCGGUUUGAAGCUUAUUGUUGACUCUGGUGCCCUGCCAAGGUUUUUCAAAGUGUUCACAAGCCCCCUGCACGUUAAAGCUCUCGAUCAAGAUCGAGAAUUAGCGCAAGCCCUUGGUGGCGCGUUUGACGAGCUAUGUAGACAUCAGCCCACACUCCGUAAAGCUAUUUCGGAUGCUGUACGCGGAAUGGUAGCCCAGGUGGCCAAGUUAUGCAGUGAGCGCGCUACAAAGGAUGGCUUUGGUGCGAAACUGUGGGUCGGCAACGACGAGGGACAACUCUACGUGGCUGGUGGCCAUCAAGCCCUCGCAGGAAUUUCACCGGGGUCCGCGCAUGCAUCGGGUGAGUCUGAAGACGUCGAAAUGGGUGGCACCGAUGCUGAAGUCAUGCCCAAAGGCCACAUCUCCAUGGACGAAGUUAUCGCGAGCAGAGAGCCCAAUAAGUUACCGUAUCCUACUGCUUACAUCGGUGCGACUACACGAUUUCUCAACGGCUACCUCGCGAACUCGACCAUGUGCUCAAUGUUCAUUCAAGACGGUGGUAUUGAAAAUGCUCUCGACCUGGCGACUUCGCCCUGCCUGCCUUUUAGUUUCGAGGCUAUGAACUGUGCUUACCUUCAUGAUGAUCUUGGCCGCAUGUUGUCGAUCCUUUCUGAGUCAAAGGUCUUUAUCCUCUUGCCCGCUCUUACUAGACGACUACAGAAGGUCCUCAGCGGCCUGGAUGAGUUCCUAGACUAUAACGACCCAUCAUGCGGAUUUUUUGCUCCAUUCACAAACAUAGAUCGCAAAUUUGGAUCUGACGAUUUGGAUGAUCCACGCUUUGCUGCUGGCACCAUCUUUGUGAAGGCCCUUGUAACCGUCAAUGUUCUUUGCAAUGCUCUGUGUUACAUCUUCGCCAACACGAGCAUGUACCCUCAUAGACCAUCCAAUAACGUCUUUUUGCAGGUCAACCUCACUGAUGUCUGGGUUAACAUCAUUGAGAAGAUGGGCAAACUACAGCGCAGCUUGACUUGGGAGGAAAUCCUGCUCGCGAGCAAUAUGCCUGCUUCCUGGAUCAAUAAAACGCAAAUGCCUAAUACGAUGAUUGAACAUGACAGUGUUACCGAUCAGAUCCUUCGCUUCCAUGGUGACCAAGGCACUCCUGGAACUUCAGAUGCAUCCACAAACGAACAAGCAGCCGAUGAUGAUCAGAAACCGGGAACUGCGCAGUUUGAGAACACUCGAGUUUUGCGUCAUCUGUUCUAUCAGGCCCCAUUUGAGAUAUCCCAUUUCUUUAAUGCGAUGGGGAAGAUGCUGCUUGUGCGUCGACCGGAUACCAUGCAAAGACAAAAUGCUACGCUAAUAGCAGAGCAACUUGCGAAAUCACAGACUGAAGCUCUCAAUUUCCGCCUUCCUCAAGACCAUGGAGACAUCAAGCGAUUGCAUGAAUACUGGACUGUGACCCUCACAAGGGUUUCUUCGCUUAUGAUUGACGACUCGUACGAACGAACAAGUCCACAAACACUCACUCUGGUUCUCAAAUGCUUUAAGGAACAGGACGGCUUCGCUGCGCUGGAAAGGGCUCUCGAGUCAUUUAUUACCGACUGUAAGAAGCUUGCGGUCAUUGAAACCACCGAUCCACAGCAAUUACGUGACCUAGCGAACACGAUGGCUGGCAUCAAACUGGUCUUGGCAUUUUACUCACGCGUGAUAAACGCCAAACUUGUCCAAGAUGCAUUGCAGACACAAGCUUUGACUGGACGGUCCUCUGAUUCAAAUGGCUCAGAUUUCUCGUUCUCGCAGUUUUUGGUAGAGAUUCGUUAUGCUGUGAUCAAACCGGCCAUGCGACUCUGGGACGAAUCGGAGUCCGCAUUUAUGGACAAGGCAAUAACUCCAGUUGUACGCAAUCUCAUUGACAUAUUGAGGAUCGAGCUUGAGGCGGAAGGCGAAUCAAAGGCCUUGACGCGGAAAGAUAAGGCGCCAGUUAGGAAGCAGAUCGAGCAUCGUAAAUGGACUCCUAAGAAUAAACAUGAGCUAGAUGAGCUCAGCCGUGAGUACUCCGAGGCCCUAGCUAUCGAAGCUCUUUAUCGGUGCUAUGACAAUUCAGACAAUGCCGAAGAGUACCUCGAGUACGUAAGGCGGCUUGGGCGAACGGAGCCACUAUUUCCAGUUCCUUCGGGUGUCAUCGCUGCUCCAAGUAGAUCUCAGUCAUCUCCAAGACGUCCGGGUUCAUCGACACUUGGUGACAGUGAAUCUCAAUCAGCGCUCCCACAGGAACGCACAGAUGCUGCUUCGUCAAUGUUGCUUGAUGGUGAUCAUGCUGACGAUGAUGACGAUGAUGAUGAGGGUGAUGACAAUUCAUCUCCACCACGACUACCGGCACUGCAGAUGAAUGCAAACGUCCUUCGUGAGAUGAUGAUGGGCAGUGGGCAGGCAGGAGAAGACGACCAACAUGGCGAAAGGCUGCUAAGGACCCUUUUUGGAGGCGGUGGACUGGAUUCACCACAAGAGGCCCUUCAGUCUUCCGCUCAAAGAGACGACAAUAGACCACUCGCUGGCAAGGUUCCGGAUCUGAUCACUGUUGAUGAUCUCAACGAGGAACGAGUAAAACUAAGAACCAACUUGAUCGAACGUUGUCUUGUCAUACUCAGCGUUCACGAUGACGUUACUUUCGAACUUGCAGAACUCAUAUUUGCUUCAGUCAAUAAAGGAUCUACCGCUAAAGAGUCCAGGAGUGAGAUCGCGAAUCUGCUUCUUUUGUCUCUGACCUCUCUAAAAAUGGACGAAGCUGCCUGCGAGGAAGAAAUGAAGCUCAAUAACAAGAAAGUUGCAUGCUAUGCACAUCUUUUCGCACUCGUUCUGGCCAAGGACGAGUUUUACAGCGUCAUUGAGCCAGAGUUGGUGGCAAACUUUACUGAGCUUGUUCAAUUUAUUACUACAGAAAGCGUAUCACAUGGCCCGAGCGCGGUCGCGAAUGUUCUCCUCAUACUUGAGCGGCUACUCUCAAGCGAUGCCACUCCACAGCAAAUUGAAUAUAAUUUGCCGAAUCCAGACUCGGACAUCAUUGAAAAGCAUCCCUUGGUGGAGCUUAAGCCUCCACUGGUGCCAUUUGAUAGCAAGCAACGGCUCUUCGAUGCCCUCCUCAAAAUUUUGCUUUUUGUGGGAAAGAACGAGACACUUGCAUUGUCUGUCCUUCGAAUCUUCGUUAUCUUAACACGAAAUCGAAACAUUGCGGCCCAGCUCGGCGAGAAACAAAACAUUGGUCGUCUGUUCUUGAUGGCUCGUCAACUGCAGGGUAUGACGGAUGAAAAGAUCCAAGGUUCAUUCCUAAUUACCUUGCGCCAUAUUAUCGAAGACGAGGACACUCUCAAGAAUAUUAUGCGAAACGAAAUCGUAGCUUCAUGGUCAAACAGGCCUCAUGCUAGACCAUUCGAUACUACAAGCUACAUUCGACACUUCUCGCACAUGGCCAUUCGGUCUCCCGAGAUAUUCGUCAAAGCGACAAAUGACAAAGUUGCCAUAAACAACUAUAAUGUACGACAAGCUGCACAAACCCUCGUGCUAAAGGAGGAUCCUGCGGCGCAGGCCCAUGUUACCGCAUCUUCGUCAGCAGAGGUCGAUGCUUCAAAAUCGACGGAGGAAGAAAGGCUAUCGGAGGAGAAGCUAGAGUCUGAACAGACGAAAUCCAACGAGCUGAAGAUGCCUGUCGUCGAGAAUCCCGAUGGAGUCAUCCAUUUCAUUCUCAGUGAACUUCUCAAAUACAAAGAGGUUGAAGAUGCUGAACCAACAGUUGAGAAAGCCGAGAGGAAAGAGGAGCAGACAGCUCCUGAUGUGGAAAUGGUAAACUCUACAAAUCCGUCGACUUCGUCAACGCCUACUCCUGGAGAGACACCCUCGAACAAGGAGACGAAGAAGGAUGAAAAACCAGUCUUCAAGGCAGAAAAUCAUCCAGUCUACAUUUAUCGAUGCUUCUUGCUGCAAUGUUUGACUGAAUUGCUUUCUUCUUACAAUCGAACAAAAAUUGAGUUUAUCAAUUUCAAGAGGAAAGCUGAUCCUCCUGGCACAACUCCGUCGAAGCCCCGCUCCCAGGUCCUGAACUAUCUCUUACACGACCUCAUUCCUACUGGAACUCUCGGCCAUUCGGAAGACAUAAAUGCUAAAAAGCGUGAGAAGACUUCGGCAUGGGCAAUGUCUGUGAUCGUGGCGCUCUGUUCUAAGACUGGCGAAGGUGGGUUCUCGCGUCCCGCUGACUUCGCUACCUACAAGGAGGAACCAGAGUUGCUAUUUGUGCGCAAAUUUGUCCUCGAGCAUGCCAUCAAAUCAUAUCGUGAUGCUAUGAACAACGAUACGGAAGGCUUGGAGCAGCGCUAUUCCCGACUCCUAUCGCUUGCAGACUUAUUUAACCGUAUGCUGACUGGCAAGCCUAACGGAAGCAACGGCAAUUCGAACAUUGAUCUUGACAUGCUCGUCGUAUCACAACGCAUGCUUGCCAAGAUCAUGUACGAGAAGAAUUUCAUUUCUGCUCUAACCAGCUCAAUUUCAGAGAUUGAUCUGAACUUCCCGAACGCGAAACGCGCUGUCAAAUAUAUUCUUAAGCCUCUCAAGUUACUCACUCAGACUGCGAUCGAUUUGAGUCUGCAUUCGGAACUGCCUCUUACUCCUGGGUCAGCCGAUGAGGAGAUCUCAUCUGACUCAGAAGUUUCUACAGACGAGGACGUGAGGGAGCAGACACCUGACUUGUUCCGAAACUCUGCACUUGGUAUCCUGGAACCGAGUCGUGAUGAAGUAAGCGAUGAGGACGACGAGGACGAAGACGAGGACGAUGAAGAGAUGUACGCUGACGAAUAUGGGGACGAAAUGGAAUAUGAGGAAGAAAUGCCUCAUGAUCAUGAUGAAGUUGUCAGCGACGAAGAAGCGGAACUCGCUGAUAUGGGUCCCAUUGAAGGCCUACCUGGCGAUGUCCCAGUUGGUAUGGAGAUUGUCGGCAUGGAGGUUGAAGAUGAAGACGACAGCGAAGACUCGUCGGAAGACACCGAUGAUGAAGAUGAAGAAGAUGACGAAGAUGUUGAAGAUGAGAUGGAUGACGGCGAUGAAGAGAUGGAUAUGGAAGAGGAUGAGAGCAUUGAAGCCGAUGAUGACGAUUGGGAGAGUCAGCCCGAAGACGAAGACGGCGAAGACUAUCCAAUCCAAGAUGAGGGCGCUCAUGAUUUUCAAGACGACCCCCGCAACAUGUCUGCUGCGCUUGAUGAGAUCGUUCGUGCUCUUGAAGGUGGCGGUGAGGAACGCGACGACCUGCUCCAGCGACUUGAUGAUUAUGAUGGCGAUCUUGGGGAAGAUCACGAAGUCAUUGAUGGUGAUAUGCAAGAAGAGGAAGAAGACGAUGAUGAUGAUGAAGAAGAAGACUUCGACGAAGAAGAGUUUGCUUUCGAGCCUGACGUUGACGACGAUGACGACUUCGAAAUGGGACGUGGCGUUCCUUGGGGAUGGGAAGACGGCGAGCGUGGUCCCGGUCAUCGUCACAAUCACCAUCAUCACCUGCACGGCAAUACUCAUGGUCACCGACACAGUCCUUGGGGCCUCUUCAGCGACUACCGCGACCGGAUAUUCCCGCCUACCUCAGCGUAUCGUUCACAUCGCGCAGCAGAUGCUCAGCGUCGUAAUGAUGAUGGUACCAAUCCGUUACUUCAGCGAAGUGGGGCCCAUGGCACUCCUGCUCGUGCAACUCAGGGAGAUAUCAUCGGUUUACCUGGAGGGCUUGGUAGAUUUGAGAUCUCAGCUAACGGCAAUCCUGCCUCUUUUCUUAACAGCUUGAUAACAGCUAUGUCCGCCGGUACAGUUCUGCCCGGCGCUAUUCAUCACCGCGGUGGCACCCUCCAUGUUCAAAUAAACAAUGCUGGUCUUGGACCGAUGCCUCGGGAUCUGGAGCAAUUGUUCAUGCGAACACCGCCUCCUGGCCGUCGAUCCGGCGAUAUGUCACGUUCGAGUCGUGACGACCCUUCAUCAGCCAUUCUUUUCAACCCAGCGCUAACUAUGUCGCGAUGGGUUGAAGAAUCUCGUAUUCUUUUUGGUAUUUCGGCACAAGACAAAGCCCUUCGCGUCGUAAAUUCAAUUCUCCGACUUUUGGUUCCUCCUGCGAUUGAGGAGAAGAAGCGCAAGGACAAGGAGGAGGCCGAGCGUCAAAAGAAACGCGAAGAGCUUGAGAGAGCUCGUAAGGAGAAGGAAGAGCAGGAACGUAAAGAACGCGAAGAAGAGGAGGCUCGUAAGAAGGAAGAGGAGGAGCGCAAAGUGGCCGAAGCUGAGGCAGCUGCUCGCGCAGCGGAGUCUAGCUCUCAAGAUGGGCAAAUGGAGGGCGUAGAGCCAACUGCUCCUGAGCCAGAAGCAUCUUCAGCGCCAAAUGAAAAUACCGCAAAUCAAACUGCGCGCAUCACUACUAUGAUAGCUGGUCGCGAAAUCGAUAUCACGGAUUUAGGCAUAGACCCAGAGUAUCUAGCUGCAUUGCCGGAAGAGUUACGACAAGAAGUCAUCAUGGAACGGACGAUCGCUCAACGGCAAUCGGCACAGGAAACUGGUGGCGAACAACAAGAAUUGGAUCCAGAAUUCUUGCAGGCCUUACCUCCAGUUAUGCGCGAGGAAAUUAUGCAGCAGCUAGCCCUAGAGCGGCGGCGUAACGAGCGGGAAGCUGAGCGUAGACAGCACGCUAGGCCAGACGAUAUUGAUGCAGCUACCUUCUUCGCCACACUGGAACCAAGCCUUAGAAAUCAGCUCCUGAUGGAAGCAGACGAUGAAGCUCUCAGUGCGUUGCCUCCUCAGCUUCAGGCAGAAGCCCGCCAACUUAGCGGACAUCACCGACGGCUAGAUCAAUAUGUGGAUGUUAAUAACAUAGGCCGCGGUGAUUUUGCUGCUCGCGGUGGUCGACCAGGCGAAGAUCCUGCGCAGAAGCGUAAGCCGACGAUGUACGCUCAGAUACUCGAUAAGGCUGGUGUGGCUACACUGCUGCGGCUGAUGUUUAUCCAGCAGUCUGGCUCAAUUCGCAAUAGCCUCAACGGUAUUCUUCGAGAUAUUUGUCAUAACAAACAGAACCGUGCCGAAGUCGUGAGCAUUCUCCUUUCGAUUCUUCAGGAUGGUAGCAAUGAUAUCAAUGCUGUGGAGCGAAGCUUCUCAUUGCUUUCACUGCGAGCGAAGCAGCCGCUACCGUCUGCUCAGAGAACCCCUCAACCAAAGCGUAGUUCAUCUGAACUCGGUACUGGAAUUGGCGAAAUGUCACCUAUCACUGUUGUGCAGCAGUGUUUGGUUUGUCUCGAAGCACUCGUUCAGACGAAUCCACGCAUCGCCGAAUUCUUCCUCACCGAACACGAGACUGGUACAGGCUUUAAGCCACGUUCAGCUCGUAAAGGAAAGGGCAAGGACAGCAAAUCGAGCAGAUAUCCCAUCAAUGCGCUCCUUGGCCUUCUCGACCGUGAAAUAAUCAUUGAAAGUGUACCGGUAAUGGAGCUGCUGGCAUCUUUGCUUCAGCGCAUCACGCAUCCUCUUCUUGCUCUGUUGCGCAAGGAAAGGCAAGAGAAGGAGAAGGCGGCUGAUAAUAAGAAGGAUGAUUCACAUGACGAAGUCACUGGCCAAGGCACCGAGGCCACUCCUCCACCCGCUGCUUCUGGUGAUGUUGAGAUGGCACUGCCUGAAGCACCUACUGUCUCCGCUCCAGAGGGCCUAGAGCCACGCCCGGAAGGUUCUGUCGACCAGAAGGAUGCGAAUACGGCCAUUGAAUCUAGCGAAGACAAGACCAAAAAACGGAUUCUUACACCACCUGACGUGCCUGAGUAUAAUCUGCGACUCAUCAUUAAUAUAAUCGCCGCCAGAGAAUGUCCUUCAAAGACGUUUAAAGACACUCUCUCACUCAUCACGAAUCUGUCGACCAUACCGGAAGCCAAGGAAAUUUUUGGUCAGGAACUGAUCGACCAAGCUCUCAGUCUUGGUCGCAACAUUCUUGAUGACCUCCAAGAACUGGAAGGACAAAUUCGAAAAGCUGCAAAUGGUGCUGACGUCCAAGGAAUGGCCCUUGCAAAGUUCUCGCCAGCUAGUUCUGAUCAAGCUAAGCUUCUCCGUGUCAUCACUGCCCUCGACUUCUUGUUCGAUCCUAAACGUGCAGAAACACAAGACAAGCCGUCCACCUCGGAUGCUCAAAGUUUAGGUCGUCAACAGAAAGAGGACAUUCUCACGACGCUGUACGAGAACAGAAUUUUCGUAGAUCUAUGGGAUAAGCUUAGCGUGUGUUUGAAGGAGAUUCACGAGCGCGAGAACAUGUUUAGCGUUGCAAACAUUCUGCUUCCAUUAAUUGAGGUUCUCAUGGUGGUCUGCAAGAAUACAACACUCAAAGAUGCACCAAUUAGGAACACCCAGCAGGAUUUCUCGCUGUCGAGUCCUGAGCCAGAGUCAAAGGAGCAGCGCAUGGAAAGUCUUUUCUUCAGAUUUACGGAAGAUCAUCGGAAGAUUCUCAACGAGCUUGUCCGACACAACCCCAAGCUCAUGUCUGGCUCCUUUUCACUUUUGGUAAAGAACUCUAAGGUUCUCGAGUUUGACAACAAACGCAAUUAUUUCACUCGACGAUUGCACAUGAGGGGGCAGGAAGUUCGUCAACCACAACCUUCGCUCCAGCUGCAUGUUCGUCGUGACCAGGUAUUCCUCGACUCUUUCAAACACCUUUGUUACAGAAAGCCUGAAGAAAUCAAGUAUGGAAAAUUAAACAUUCGCUUUGCCGGAGAAGAGGGUGUCGAUGCUGGUGGCGUGACUAGAGAAUGGUUCCAGGCUAUAACGAAGCAAAUGUUCGAUCCAAACUACGCCCUCUUCGUCCCUGUGGCUGCUGAUCGAACCACGUUCCAUCCGAAUCCUGCGAGCUCCAUCAAUGAACAGCAUCUAACUUUCUUCAAGUUCAUCGGGCGUAUCAUUGGUAAAGCACUGUACGAAGGACGAGUCCUUGACUGCCAUUUCAGCCGUGCCGUGUACAAGCGCAUUCUGGGUCGUACCAUUAGCAUCAAGGACAUGGAGUCACUCGACAAUGAUUACGCGAAAAACCUACAAUGGAUCCUAGACAAUGACAUUACCGAUCUCAUCACCGAGACAUUCAGUGUCAGCGCUGAUGUUUUUGGUGAGGAAAAGAUCGUCGAUCUAAUCCCCAAUGGUCGCAACAUUGAGGUGACGGAGGAGAACAAGCAUGAUUAUGUUCAGCGUGUCGUAGAAUACAAAUUGAUCGGAUCAGUCAAAGAACAGAUGGAGCAUUUUCUCCAAGGCUUCCACGAUAUUGUUCCCGCGGACCUUGUCUCCAUUUUCAAUGAACAGGAGCUUGAACUUCUCAUUUCUGGUCUUCCUGACAUUGAUGUCGAAGAUUGGCGUAACAAUACUGAAUAUCACAACUACACUGCGUCAUCUCCGCAAGUACAGUGGUUCUGGCGAGCAGUACGCUCUUUUGACAAGGAAGAGCGUGCAAAAUUGCUUCAAUUUGUCACUGGUACUUCUAAAGUUCCCCUCAACGGCUUCAAAGAACUGGAGGGUAUGAACGGCUUCAGUCGAUUCAAUAUCCACCGUGAUUAUGGUAACAAGGAUCGUUUGCCGAGUAGUCACACGUGCUUCAAUCAGCUUGACCUACCGGAGUACGACAGCUACGAGGAUCUCAGGAAGGCCUUGUAUACGGCCAUCACUACCGGUAGCGAGUACUUUGGUUUCGCUUAACUUGGAAUCAGGCAAUACCGGAGGAGAGGUUAUGGGAAGGGAUUCUGCCAUUUUAAAAUCCAUGCAUUCAUUGGCGCUCGGAUUAGCAGGGAGCUAAAUGCGUGCGGGCUUCAAACGUUGAGCCCACGUGUAGGUCUAUGAGACGGAAAAGGAUUUUUCAAUCAGCAUAUGGAAGCCUGUAGUCUGAUGAUGAGCAAAAAUGCAUGACGUGCAGGUCGUGCUCCUUUGGCUCAUCAAACUUGUGAAAAAUAUGGAUGAGGACUUGCUAAUCUUAUGUUGUCCAUUCACAUAUUUGUAGUUGUGCUGCUGUUGUAGUUCAUCUUUGCCAUAGAUCUGACAUCUUGAUCUGCCCUUGUAGCGCUUCGAUUGAAUAAAUAGUCGACAAUUGAAACAAGCUCUAGACGUUCAGUCUCUACAA
Messenger RNA from Verruconis gallopava, 12801 nucleotides. RefSeq lists its product as uncharacterized. Bases 435 to 12383 code for a protein of 3982 amino acids. Gene Ontology annotation, biological process: proteasome-mediated ubiquitin-dependent protein catabolic process; positive regulation of protein catabolic process; protein polyubiquitination. NCBI's taxonomy places the organism in Eukaryota, Fungi, Ascomycota, Dothideomycetes, Venturiales, Sympoventuriaceae. The transcript has 4 exons. The record is from RefSeq and is a predicted model, not a curated record. Gene Ontology annotation, molecular function: ubiquitin-protein transferase activity.